This is a messenger RNA of Coffea arabica (coffee), 1272 nucleotides long. NCBI's taxonomy places the organism in Eukaryota, Viridiplantae, Streptophyta, Magnoliopsida, Gentianales, Rubiaceae. The record is from RefSeq and is a predicted model, not a curated record.
AGAGAGGUUGCAGAGCCAUUAAUUGCUGGUAGAGCGUGGAAUUAGGUCUCUCAUUAUGGUCGAAAUCCAUUGCUGAUUCCUCAGUCAGAUCAGUAAUCGGUGGUUCUUGAACGUGGCUAGUUGUACAACCCUGGGGAGUAUUGCAGCAGUUUUGAUAUCUGAAGAAUUGAGGAAGAAACAAAGGGCAAAUUAACGGGAAUCUGCAGAGAGGAUGGAACGAUUAAAUUCAAGAAACAGGAGGAGGAAAUGGAAAUGUUGAAAAUGGUGAGUCCAUGAAGAAUGGUACUAUAAACAAUGGUAACAAAAGAGGGUUCUCAGAAACUGUUGAUUUGAAGCUCAACUUAGCAUCAAAGAAUUCUCAGGCUGAUGAAGAAGAGAAAAGCGUUGCUGCCUCAAGUUCUAGCAAUCCUUCAAAACCACCUGCCAAGACUCAAGUAGUUGGUUGGCCACCAGUUAGAUCAUUCAGAAAGAAUAUCCUAUCUGUACAGAAAAAUAGCAACACAGAAGCUGAGAAAUCUGGGACUGGUUCUGCAGCAGCAGCAUUUGUUAAAGUCAGUGUAGAUGGUGCCCCUUACCUGCGUAAGGUGGAUUUAAAGAAUUUCAAGAGCUACCAAGAGCUUUCUCAAGCCCUGAGCAAAAUGUUCAGUUCUUCUACAAUAGGAAGCUAUGGAUCUCAAGAAUUCAAGGACUUCAUGAACGAGAGGAAAUUGAUAGAUCUUCUAAAUGGUUCAGAAUACGUCCCUACGUAUGAGGACAGAGAUGGAGACUGGAUGCUCGUGGGUGAUGUUCCAUGGGAAAUGUUUGUUGACUCAUGCAAACGUUUGAGGAUAAUGAAAGGGUCGGAGGCCGUCGGGCUAGCUCCAAGGGCAGUUGAAAAAUGCAAGAACAGAAGCUGAAAUGGUUCUCUGGGAAGAAUUAUAUAUUUUUCUUAUCCCAGUUUUCUUACUUUUUUUUUUUUUUUGUUUUUUGGUCUGUCUGCUAUUGUCAAUAUUAUAUAAUAUAUGCUUAUAACAGACUGGCUCAAGAGGGUUUCUAUGUAGAAAAGUAUUGCACAGUCUUUUUUUUUUCUUUUUUAAAUUUUCCUAGGGAAAGAGAAAAUGAAUGAAGACAAUUUGAGAAUUGUUCAUAAAGUUUUUUUGUUUCAAGUCUUAUCUGUAAAACUUAAUUGGCUUGUCUGUUAGUAGGUGACAGCCUCGUUGUUGUACCUGUAAAGAAGCAAUUUGCUUAAGAUUCUCUACCGCAUUUUGAGUGGCAGUCAUGGGUUUUUAUUUA